Messenger RNA from Ziziphus jujuba (common jujube), 1905 nucleotides. RefSeq names its product probable receptor-like protein kinase At5g24010. The transcript has a single exon. Gene Ontology annotation, molecular function: protein kinase activity. The coding region runs from base 179 to 1573 and encodes 464 amino acids. The record is from RefSeq and is a predicted model, not a curated record. NCBI's taxonomy places the organism in Eukaryota, Viridiplantae, Streptophyta, Magnoliopsida, Rosales, Rhamnaceae.
CAGCUGUGUAGUUGUAUCUGAAAGUUCAACACGGCAAUUUCCAACCUGUCAGAUUCGAACUUAGUGGAUCACCCUCAACUCACCGAGUCAACCUUGACAUGGAUUUCUUUCUUCUCUAACCCAAACCCCAAAACCAGUCUAUCCUCGAUUUCAAUCUCCGAAAAUCACUCUCUUUCUAAUGGAGUUUCCCUGCACAAACGUCCUCGUAUUCUCUCUGCUACUGUCUCUCUCUUCCCUCUCUGCUUUCUCCUACUCUGUUUUCUCUCCCGUCGACAACUACCUCGUCGAUUGCGGCUCCGCUGUCGACACUACCGUUGACAAUCGCCGGUUCGUCGCCGACUCAUCGACAUCUGGCGCACUCUUUUCCCACUCAAGUGGGAUUUCACUGAGAAAUGAGAACCCUUUUGCGAGUGCGUCACCAAUCUACGACACAGCUCGGGUUUUCACAAGGCCUUCGAAGUACGAGUUCGAAAUCAGAGAAAAAGGUACUCACAUGGUACGCCUCCAUUUCCAGACUCUCAAUUCCUCGAGAUUCGAUUCCUUUCAUAGUCAAUUUCACGUUUUGGUUAACGAUCAUGUGGUUUUGACCAAUUUUAGCGGUGACAAUAUAUUAAACCCUAGGGUCAAUGAGUAUCUGAUCUGGGUCAGUUGUGAAAAGCUUGUAGUUAGGUUUAUUCCUAUUAGAAAUUCCAAAUUUGCGUUUGUUAAUGCGAUCGAAGUAAUCUCUGCGCCCAAAGACCUUGUCCCUGUUACUGCCCAAUAUGUGAAUUCUGAAAAGAAUGAGAACUUUGAUGGGUUGGCAGAGCAAGCCCUUGAAGUAGUUUAUAGGGUCAAUGUUGCAGGUCCUAAAGUGACACCAUACAAUGAUACUCUGUGGAGGACAUGGAUCCCUGAUAAUGAGUAUUUGGAAUCGAGUUUCGGAUCGAAAAGUUUGUAUUUUGGUGGCCGAAUUAAGUAUCGGAAAGGAGGUGCAAGCCGUGAAGUUGGUCCUGAUAAUGUAUACAACACUGCCAGAGUGAUCCAGAGCACCAGUGAUUCGAUCCCCGAAAUCAAAAUUACAUGGGCGUUUCCGGUGAUUGGAGGAUAUAAGUAUCUUGUUCGGAUGCACUUUUGUGAUAUUGCUAGCAUUUCCCUUGGUUUGCUGUACUUCAAUGUUUAUGUCAAUGGCAAUUUGGCAUAUAAAGAUUUGGACCUGUCUGCUGCUUCCAAUUACAUGUUAGCUUCACCAUUUUAUGCAGAUUUUGUGGUCGAUGGAGAUGGUUUAGAUGUCUUGACUGUAAGUGUAGGGCCAUCAAAUAUGAGCAUGGCACAUGCCAUUGUUGGUAUUCUGAAUGGAGUUGAGAUCAUGAAGAUGAAUAAUUCGAUGGGCAGUCUCGACGGCAUGGUUUGUGCAGGAUCUAUUUCAAGGAGUUGGCCGAGGGGAAAUGUUGGUGUUUUGGUUCCUUUGGUGGCUGUUGUAUGUUUGCUGGUUGGUAUAUCUUUGGGUAUGCAGAGAAGGAUGUUUAGCAAUAAGGACUCGUUAUCAUGGUCAAAAUUGCCAGUGGAUGUUUCAGAAACUAAUGUCAAGCAUUGAAAUAGCCAUUGUUGUGUAAACUAUAACACUGAAGUGGUAUAGGAAAGUGUUAUCCACAUGAGAAAUAGGGGUAGAGGAAGGCUAAGAAAAAGCUGCUAAGAGUGUGUUGGGUCUCCUUUACUAUAGUUUAUAACUGAAUAGAAUUUUACGGUUGUUUUUGAUGUCUGAAGAAUUAUAUUUCAUUGUAGUAGUCUUACUUCUUGUUUUCCAAGUUGUAUCUAUAGUGAAAAGCAGUUUAAUGCAAAUUGUAUUUGUUUGAGCUAUAAAAUAAUAUCUCCGAAUAAUUUCUUUGUAGUUUGUACAAAAAUAAUAUCAAAAAGAACUUGGGAAGA